Helianthus annuus (common sunflower) is the source of this 708-nucleotide messenger RNA. RefSeq lists its product as uncharacterized. The coding region runs from base 1 to 708 and encodes 235 amino acids. NCBI's taxonomy places the organism in Eukaryota, Viridiplantae, Streptophyta, Magnoliopsida, Asterales, Asteraceae. The transcript is spliced from 4 exons. The record is from RefSeq and is a predicted model, not a curated record.
AUGGCACAAAUAAUUAUAGAGGAGGAAGAAACCUCAUCCGAACGGAGAACACGACAACAAUGUUUAAAUAGGGAUCGUGAAGUUGCCCACGAUAGCUUGAUGGCCGAUUACUUUGCCGAAAACCCGGUAUACACAAAGGAAAUGUUUAGGCGUAAAAGGGGAUUUACCACUUUACAAAAGUGUACGUCGGCAAUUCGCCAAUUGGCUUACGGUACAAGUAGCGACGUGUGGGAUGAAAUGAAGAUGUCUGAUAGAACUUCAAGAGAUAGUUUAUAUCAAUUUUGCAAAGGGGUGGUCAAGCUAUACAGCACGAAGUACUUGCGAAGGCCAACAAAUAAUGACAUCAUAAAGUUGUACCACGCACACAAAAGUAAACAUGAUUUUCCUGGAAUGCUUGGUAGCACAGAUUGUAUGCGUAAUUACCCUAACGCAUGGCGAGGUCAAUUUACUCGAUGUGAUCAUGGUCAUCCCACAUUAAUUCUAGAAGUCGUGGCAUCAAACGAUCUUUGGUCGGAUGUUUUCAAUGAUAUCAUUAACGGUACAGGGCCUGAUUCUAGGUUUUCGGUUUCAGGAGUAGAAUACAAGCACGAGUGUAAUCUAGCCGAUGGAAUAUACCCAACAUACGCAGUGAUCGUUAAAACUAUACCGUAUCCAGAAGAUGAGAAAAGAAAGAAAUUUGCGAAAUGUCAAGAAUCUGCUAGAUGUUGA